AUGAAGGGCCGGUUCCUCGUCAACCCCUUUGAAGAACUCAACCUCACUCGAGCCGAUCGCACUUCCCUCCAAGAGCUCGCCAACCAGCGCAUCCUAACCAACCUCCAACACUGCAUGAAGUACAUGUCCGGCUCAACGCGUUCAGUCGACCCGAGUCGCUGGAAGCCGUUGAAGGAGAGGGAGCGACUCCGAGUGUUCACUGAGCGUUCGCAUGCUCCUGUUACGGGCGAUGAACCGACGGGGUCGGGGCUACCGACGAUCCUCUGUGUCGGUACUAUGGAGGGGAAACUCGACGACCUCCUGUUCGGUGUCAUCAGCGAAGACCUCGAGACGAUGCGCGUCAAGGCCUCGUACGUCGAGGAUUUCAGUGGCGCGGCUGUACUCGACACAAUCAUCACGCCGACUCUGGAAGACCCGUUCCAGUCGCUCGUGAUCAAGUGGAUGGAGCUCGAUAUCCCCUUCCACUCGACUAGUCUGGUCAAGAACCGCGAUUACGUCUACCUCGAGGGAACGGGCUACAUCACCACUCCACAGGGCGAGCGCAUGGGCUAUCACUUGCUACACUCCGUCAACUUCCCACAGACUCACGCGCUGCCGAACCGUGUGCGCGGUAACCUCUCCAUCGUCGGCUUUUGGCGACAGAUCGGCCCGAAUAACAUGGAGAUGUACGUGACUGGAGUUAUGGACCCGGUUGACUCUGGCUUGGUGCGUAGGCUGGUGAUCCCGAACAUGGCGAAUGUGUUCCUGUCCACGUUGAAGUACGCGUACUGCGGUCAGAUGCGUAAGUUGUCGUUCAUGCUGGACAAGGCUUACACCGACUCGAAGCUGCACGGCGCUCCGAACAAGAAGAGCGUCUGUGUCACCUGUUCGGCACCGAUCUCGGGGCGGAAGCUUGGGGACUUCGGCAAGAGCAACAGCACGUGCAAGCUGUGCUUCGGGUUUGUGUGUCACGCGUGUAAGAUCAGCCGGAAGCUGAGCUUCGUUGACCCGGACAUGCUGCUGUCGCAGCGGAAGGUGACGUUCUGCACGGCGUGCAUUACUUCUGUUACGAGUUCCAGCUCCGUGGACUGCGCCAAGGCGCUGAUGAUGAAGAACUUCAAGGUCAACCACUCGAGCUUCGAGUCGUCGUCGGACGGAAGCGUCGAGUACUCCAACUCCAGUAUGAAGUAA
Molecule: messenger RNA, 1170 nt
Organism: Phytophthora sojae
Lineage: Eukaryota; Oomycota; Peronosporomycetes; Peronosporales; Peronosporaceae
Exons: 1
Coding region: 1-1170 (389 amino acids)
Source: RefSeq, a predicted model, not a curated record